AUGAACGGCACCUUGUUCCGCUACGGCCCCGCGGCGCCGCAAGUCGCGUUCCGGUCCCCCGCUGCAGCCGCUUCCGCGCACCCGCCGGGGCCUCAGCUGCGGCGCCACCUGGUGCUGGUCGCGGGGCUCACAGAGGGCCUGCUCUUCGCGCCCUACGCCCAGCAGCUGGCGGACGCGGCGGCGCGCGCCGGCUACGCCUUGGUCCAGGCGCAGCUCGCCUCGUCAUACCAG
Molecule: messenger RNA, 231 nt
Organism: Monoraphidium neglectum
Lineage: Eukaryota; Viridiplantae; Chlorophyta; Chlorophyceae; Sphaeropleales; Selenastraceae
Exons: 1
Source: RefSeq, a predicted model, not a curated record